Molecule: messenger RNA, 5458 nt
Organism: Cygnus olor (mute swan)
Lineage: Eukaryota; Metazoa; Chordata; Aves; Anseriformes; Anatidae
Gene: MAPK4
Product: mitogen-activated protein kinase 4
Exons: 8
Coding region: 1433-3184 (583 amino acids)
Biological process (GO): intracellular signal transduction; protein phosphorylation; cell surface receptor signaling pathway
Cellular component (GO): cytoplasm; nucleus
Molecular function (GO): ATP binding; MAP kinase activity
Source: RefSeq, a predicted model, not a curated record
CCUCCUCCUCCUCCUCCUUCAUCCUCCUCCUCCUCCUCCUCCUCCUCCCCGCGGCCGGAGCCUCCCGGUGCCAUCCAUCGCUGGCCCCUCGGCCUUGGUUGGGGCUCCCCCUGCCCGCUGCUGCCCCACGGCGAGGCCCCGGGGACGGAGGACACAAGCGAGGUUUGGGGCUCCAGCGAGCCCUCUGCUUUCUUUUGGGUGGCUGGGCGUCCGCCAGGUCGGAGGUGACGAGAGCCCCGUGGAGGAUAUCGCAGGAGCCGGGACCGGGGUCGCCGCCUGCAUCCUUAUCUCACCCUCCGUGCAGAAGAGGAAAGGGUAAAGGGAUGCGAUAAUGCACACAUGGUCACUUCUGGGCUCGGAGGAACCGCCACCAGGAGCCUCCGACCCUGCCCAGGUAACGGGAAUAAUCCCGCUCUCCUGAAAUCGAUGCGGCGUCAGCUGUUAUAAGGCAGCGUGACGCGAAAACCGCGGCCGGCAGAGCUGAGGACGGAGUGGGGCGGAGGCUACAGGUGCAGCAAAAGGAGCAGGGCUGAGAGCUGCUGCGGGACAGGCGGGCUGCCCAGCGCAGGGGACGACUCCGGCAGUUCACAUCCUUGCUGGCCUUAAAGGUCGGACGACAAAGACACACAAGGAGGAGGUGCUGGAAAUGCAAACGUGGAAACGUACAGCACCGAGCGCAGCUGAUAAAGAGUGAGUUUCGGGCCGAAAAACAUUUGCUUCCACCAAGAUCUAUACCUGCCACGGGGGAAAAUGGGGUCCGCACGUAGCCAUCGAGGAGCGGCAACGCUUUGCUGACCGCCGAGGAGCACAGCCAGCGCCUGGAUGCACUUCGCUGGGCGGAGAAGCGCUGUCCAAACCCGCGGGCAGGAGGAAGGCUGUGGGGCAGCGGAGGGGCCAUGGGGCUGCGCUGGGCUCUGCCCCGCCACGGGGACAUCGGCGCCGGCUGCGUGGCUGGGCGCCUGCCCCGGGACUGAAGCACCGGGGACGUCGGGCAGCACGCCUGCCUGCUCCAGCAGCCCCAGCCCCACGCUUCGGCACGGCCAACAAGGCUUUGGUGAAGGAAAAGAGGAAAGAGGCUGAAAAAUGUAGCGCUGCUGCUCUCGUAUUAACAAGAAAAAGAACCCUUCUGUGUUUUGGUAGAGGUAUCUUCGCGGCGUUUGAAACAUCCAUGCAGUCUCCUCCACGCCUGGACUUUUCACCCGCUCUGAAACGUUUUGUGUGUGUGUGUGUGCGCGCGCGCGCUCACAUCUUUUCCUGCUGUGUUUGCACGUCGUCGUGAAGUCAUGGGCUCGCAGCGAGAGCCCCCCCCCAGCAUCUGCGAGUAAUAAUGGCGCGCUUUCUUUCAAAACGUGUCUGUAAUCUGGGAGUCCUUCGACUCUCCCGUUUUUCCGAGUGAUCGAGAGGAAAAAGCCAAAAGAGGACGGAGCCCGCGAUGGCCGAGAAGUGCGACUGCAUCGCCAGCAUGUACGGCUACGACCUGGGCUGCCGCUUCGUUAACUUCCGUCCCUUGGGCUUUGGGGCCAACGGGCUGGUGCUGUCGGCCCUCGACAGCAAGAGCUGCCGCAAAGUGGCGGUGAAGAAGAUCACCAUCAGCGACGCGCGGAGCAUGAAGCACGCCUUCCGGGAGAUCAAGAUCAUCCGCAGGCUGGAGCACGACAACAUCGUCAAGGUGUACGAGGUGCUGGGGCCGAAGGGGACCAACCUGCGCGGGGACUUCUUCAAGUUCAACGUGGUGUACAUCGUCCAGGAGUACAUGGAGACGGACCUGGCUCGCCUGCUGGAGCAGGGGAAGCUCGCCGAGGAGCACGCCAAGCUCUUCAUGUACCAGCUGCUCCGGGGGCUCAAGUACAUCCACUCGGCCAACGUGCUCCACCGAGACCUCAAGCCGGCCAAUAUUUUCAUCAGCACGGAGGACCUGGUGUUGAAGAUCGGCGAUUUCGGGCUCGCCAGGAUUGUGGAUCAGCAUUACUCCCAUAAGGGUUACCUUUCGGAAGGCUUGGUAACCAAGUGGUACCGCUCCCCUCGCCUCCUCCUCUCGCCAAACAACUACACCAAAGCCAUCGACAUGUGGGCGGCCGGCUGCAUCCUGGCGGAGAUGCUGACGGGAAGGAUGCUCUUCGCUGGCGGUCACGAGCUGGAGCAGAUGCAGCUGAUUCUGGAGACGAUCCCCGUCAUCCACGAGGAGGACAAAGAGGAGCUGCUCAAGGUGAUGCCCAGCUUCAUCAACAGCACCUGGGAAGUGAGGAAGCCGCUGCGCAAGCUGCUCCCCGAGGUGGACAGCGAAGCUAUCGAUUUCCUGGAGAAAAUACUGACAUUUAACCCCAUGGAUCGAUUAACGGCUGAGAUGGGGCUGCAGCAUCCUUACAUGAGCCCCUAUUCCUGCCCUGAGGACGAACCGGUGUCUCAGCAUCCGUUCCGGAUUGAGGAUGAGAUUGAUGAUAUUUUACUGAUGGAAGCCAACCAGAGCCAGAUGUCUAACUGGGACAGGUAUCACGUCAGCCUCUCCUCUGAUUUGGACUGGAGGCACGAUAAAUACCACGACAUGGAUGAGGUUCAGCGGGACCCGCGGGCAGGGUCGGAAUCCAUCGCUGAGGAAGCCCAAGUCGAUCCACGGAAAUAUUCACAGAGCAGCUCGGAGAGGUUCUUGGAGCUAUCUCACUCCUCGAUGGACCGCGUUUUUGACGCCGACUGCGGGAAAUCCUGUGAUUACAAAGUGGGGUCACCUUCUUACCUGGACAAAUUGCUGUGGAGAGACAAUAAGCCCCACCACUACUCGGAGCCCAAGCUGAUUUUAGAUUUAUCCCACUGGAAAAGAGCAACCAUAGCACCCGAAACUGAGCUGUCUCUGGAAGAAGAACCAUCCAACCUCUUUCUGGAGAUUGCUCAGUGGGUGAAGAGCACGCAGGUGGGUCUCGAGUGUCCCAGUACUCUUCCGGAGAUUCAGGAGCGGAGCCUGCCAUCUCCUCCUCACCACCUCCACCAGGAAACCAAGGAGGUGAACACCGAAACAGACCCCGAGUUUAACUUGGACGUCUUCAUCUCCAGGGCGCUGAAACUUUGCACAAAACCCGAGGAUCUUCCAGACAACAAGCUCAAUGACAUCAACGGGGCCUGCAUAUCCGAGCACCCCAGCGAGAUUGUACAAACAGAGGUGUACCAGAAAGAGCGAUGCAUCUUAAAAUGACGGGGACAAAAUCAGCAUUUUAUUAUGGUCACAUCCUCUCCUGGUUUGACGGGUUCCAAACAUGCCAAACUUUGAGCUCCUCCGAGGCCCCCGUGUGAGUACAAUCGGUGCGGAGAGAGACGUGAUGCCAGGGAGUAGCCGUGGUCGGUCAGCGGAGGGGCUGUGAGGGUGCAGCUAGAGGUAGAGUUUGGCCAGCAGGCAGAAAAUAACUCUUCAAGAAUGUCGAUGGUGAAAGAAUUUGACCACUUGGGUUUGUUUUUUUUUUUCUUUUCCUGAUUGGAAGAUAAUUUUUUUUUUCCGAGCACAUUCUCCUUGUUUGGUUUCUCCACGCGUACGUUUUUCCUUUCUGUUGUACCGGGCGGUUCUGAACUCUUUCGGAGACCCCAUCCGAUGUAUUUCAUGCAACAACCUGGUGCUGUGAGUCCUGUCUCAGGCAGCUGCCCAGCUGCCCAGCACGUUCUGGCAGCGAGGGCUGGACAGGAGCAGAGAGGUGGCGAUGGGAGCGGGAUGCUCCCUCUGCCACCACCACCUGUACAGACUCAGCAAGGGCACAUAACCUUUGCCAAAAAAAAAAGAAAAAAAAAAGGAAUGAAAGUUCCACUACUUACCUUCUGACAAAGCAGCUGUGAAGCAAAUACUACUUAGGAUUUGUGCAUCGCUUUAAGCAGUUAGAGCACCGAGUGUACUAAAUAUCAUCAUGCCUUUGCCUGACAGAAAUGUGUGCUUGUUGGCUAACAUCUGAACAAAACUAGCGGGAACCUCAGGUGGAUUAAAAAGUCACUUAGCCAAGUGAGUUGGAUGCUUUUUGUGCUACCCGUGAGGGAAGAAGGUCUCCAUACUUUGGUUCCCGUGGCAUUAGUUUCCUAACUGGCCAAGGUCACGUAUAAAAAAAUUUACAUUUCUCCAAGGCACUUUGCUUUCAGCUUCUCUGGAACACGCUGGUGUCAGCAGGCAAACAAGCGCGAUUUGUAAAUAGAUGUGAACGCAAACUGAUCUACUGUAACUUCUGUUUUCAUCCACACUUAUGAGCACCUUAAUAAUGAAUCAGCUAACAAGAGUUUGUAUAUGGAAGAAAUGUUCUAUACUUAUAUUUGACCAAACUCGGCAGUUUUUUAAAAUUGAAAACCUGUAAAUAGCGUUGUAGAAGCCAGUCUCCAUUUGCGCUGCCAUCGUGGCACUGUGCUCCCCAGCACAGUGGCUCUACUUUCAUUUGUAAAAGAGAAACUACUGUACCUAGUAACUCCAAGGUCUGUAUUUAACUAUUGUUCCCGUACGAAUUAUUUCUACCCUUUUAACAAGCGAACUACGAAAUGUUCUGAGAUGUGAAGAAAACUCGUGCGAGACUUGGGGGAAGGACUAACAGCAGCGCUUACUGUAUUAACCCUGGUUUCUGUUCUUGGGGGGGAAUUAGGGGCAGGUUUAGCUGUAGGAGAGCUUGUGCUAGGCUUUGAAAAGCCAGAAAGCUUGUUCUUAUCGUGAAACCCUCUCCUUACGCAGUCUGGAAAUGCUGCUGCUCCAGCAAAAUGGUAGCACGGGUGAGAUGGGCUGGAAGUCCUGGGGCGGGAGGCAAAGCGACCGGACUCCAGUCUUCGGAGGUCCCCCGCGGAGCUUCAGGCUGCUGCCCUGAAAGAGGAAACGAGAGGCAGAGGGCUCAGUUUGCAGUGCGUGACAUGAUUUAUAUACCUCAACUAAAGCUCAGCACUUUCACUGGUGGGGGGCAGCUCUGGGAUGAAGGAGCGGCCCCUGCCCGCGCCAGCCGCCUGUGCCGACCCCGCCGGGAGCACGCAGCCCCUCGCGGGAGAUGCACAGCGCUGCAGCCACAGAUGUCAGCCCCAAACCAGAGGUCGGCGGAGUUUAGACCUACAGGACGAGGUCAGCGAUGCUCAGAACUCUCUACUGGCGGGUUCAGCAGAUGCUCGCUGAUGCACUGGCCUGUGAAAUCCCCAGGGAUCAAACCACGUCAGUAUUUUGUCCCCGUGGGCACCCGUCGUCAGCCCUCCGAAACGAGAAGCCAUGUUCCACGUGGGUUGUUGCGUUCGGGCCGAAUGCCUCCACCAGAAGUGCGCGGGACUCUAUUUAUUAUGGCCGUGAAAGGAACAGGUUUGAAAAUUGUCUUCUGAGGAGCCAUUAUUUAACGUCCCAAAACGUCAGCGUCACAUGCCGGGAAGGGGGGAGGACGGGGGUGGCGUUAAUUUGUUACUUGAGCGUGCUCAGCCGAUCACAAGCCAGAUUUGUUUCUCAUCUACGACAAUAAAAUUUAAGGCCUGAGCCUUC